Molecule: messenger RNA, 738 nt
Organism: Penicillium antarcticum
Lineage: Eukaryota; Fungi; Ascomycota; Eurotiomycetes; Eurotiales; Aspergillaceae
Product: DJ-1 domain InhA-type
Exons: 2
Coding region: 1-738 (245 amino acids)
Source: RefSeq, a predicted model, not a curated record
AUGUCCCGAAUCCUCCGAAUAGGAGUCCUCCUCGUAGGAAACGUCCAACUCCUCGAUCUGGCAGCUGUAGAUCUCCUUUACAUGGCCACGCCAGAAUACCUCAACUCCUCCUCGCUCACACAAACCCUAAUCGAUAUGGGCCGGCCUUGUCAAAUCCACUAUAUAGGCCAAGAAGGCGCAGGUGGUAUAAGCACAGCAACAGCGCAGAUGCCUAUCCAAUUGACGGAUAAACCAACUGACGAGACUGUUUCACCGGGUAAAUUGGACGUCGUGAUUGUACCGGGCCCCUCGCUGAAAGCCAUGCCGCCAGCAGAGGAACAUCUUGAUUUCUUACGCGGGCAUUAUGCGUCGGGGACAUCAAUUCUGGGGAUCUGUACGGGGACGUACAUUAUUGGGUACUCGGGCAUUGCGAAGGGGCGGUAUGUCACGGCGCCUAGACUGUUGGUUCCUGAGAUGAGGAAGUUAUUUCCCGAGGCGAGGAUGUGGGAUGAUGGGGUUCGGCUUGCUAGGGAUGGGAAUCUGUGGACUAGCGGCGGCGUCACGAAUGGAUACGACCUUGUUAUUAAGUAUCUCCGCGAGAAUUAUCCGGAACUACUCGUCAACACCAUCAUCGAUCAGGCGGAUAUUACACCCCGGCCACUGCAUUACAGUAGUCCGGCGACGGUCAAUGCGGCGUAUGUCCUCUGGCAAAUGAUCAAAGCACUUCCGAAUACGAUGUUUCGGGUAUUUAGGAAGUAA